Messenger RNA from Linum trigynum, 810 nucleotides. Lineage: Eukaryota; Viridiplantae; Streptophyta; Magnoliopsida; Malpighiales; Linaceae. The record is from the annotation of a GenBank genome assembly.
AUGGCUUCCCUCCUCGAAUCCGGCUGGCAGUAUUUGAUCACACAUUUCAGCGAGUUUCAAUUGGCUUGUCUAGGGAGUUUCUUCAUUCAUGAGAGCGUCUUCUUCUUAUCUGGACUUCCUUACAUAUUCCUUGAAAGGGCAGGGUGGUUUAGCAAACACAAGAUUCAGCUUAAAAACAACAGUCCAGCUGCUCAGGAGAAAUGUAUUACUCGUCUGAUUUUGUAUCACUUCGGUGUCAAUCUACCAGUUAUGCUUGUGUCCUAUCCCGUCUUUAAGCAUAUGGGCAUGAAAAUCAGCCUUCCAUUGCCUUCAUGGAGGGUAGUUCUAACUCAGAUACUUUUCUACUUCAUCUUGGAAGAUUUUAUAUUUUACUGGGGACAUCGAAUUUUACAUACCAAAUGGUUGUACAAGCAUGUGCACAGUGUCCAUCAUGAGUAUGCUACUCCAUUUGGUCUGACAUCUGAAUAUGCUCACCCUGCUGAGAUAUUGUUCCUUGGAUUCGCUACUAUUAUUGGUCCUGCAAUUACUGGGCCGCAUCUAUCUACGCUGUGGUUAUGGAUGGUGCUUCGGGUUCUUGAAACAGUUGAAGUGCAUUCAGGUUACCAUUUUCCAUGGAGCCUGUCCAAUUUUCUUCCUCUAUAUGGAGGUUCUGAUUUUCAUGAUUAUCAUCACCGCUUGCUUUAUACUAAAUCUGGAAACUACUCGUCAACUUUCACAUACAUGGACUGGAUAUUUGGCACCGACAAAGGUUACAGAAAGUUGAAGGCAUUGAAGAGCGACGAAGAUGAACACAGCAGCAAGAAGAUGUGA